This is a messenger RNA of Pantherophis guttatus, 1628 nucleotides long. Lineage: Eukaryota; Metazoa; Chordata; Lepidosauria; Squamata; Colubridae. The record is from RefSeq and is a predicted model, not a curated record.
AUGGUCACCCUGAACAUGCAAAUUAAAUUUAAACUGAAAUUGACAAAAACAUUUGUUUCAGAUGGUCACAUAAAUCAACAGCCAAGAGAGAUUUUAGAAGAUAAGUUGACAGAAUCAUUAGGAAAAUUGAUCUACAAAGCUCUAGACUGGGGAAUCGAGAGCCAUAUGGAGAGAGAGUUGAGCGAGUCCCUGGCAAAGCUAAUAACAUUUAUGCUCAAACUGAACGCAGAGACCUCAAACACCGCAGUUGCUUUACAGGAUGUAAUCAAGAUCUGUGAGGAUCACUUUCACAGACCAUCCGAAGCUGCCAGUCAUUAUACAACCAUCUGCCAAAUGCUGUUCUCUGAGUACAUUGAGCUUCAGAAACUUACAUUAACCAUACAGAGUUGCAAAGAGUAUUUGGGAAGAAUGGAGGUAGAAGACUGUUCUGCCACACAGAAGACAAACAAUUGGAAAAGUAUGAGACUGCAGAAGGUUAUGGGGAAAACUCUGCACAGCAUUCCUCCAGGAGAAGGUAUCCUUUCACCCUACAGUAUGGUGGUGGAUGAUAUCAAAAACAAACGCUACAGCCUCCAUGCAGUAUCAGUAUGGAAAUUGAAGGAGAAGACCUGUCGAAAAUUCAGCCUGCAUGAGCAGCUUAUGAUGGAAGUCAAAAAUCCACCUAAACUUCGACCUAUCUUUGAACAGAAAAGUAGCAACAAUGAUAAGGGAGAUAUUCAGAAGUUCGUCUUGGAUUCUCCACAUAAUAGUAUAAUCGCUGAACAAAACAUCAGUAUUAACCUCUCAAAAGCUAAAAAAACACGACCGAGCUGCAUUCACUCAGAUUUGGAACUAAAAAUAAAACUUAGAGAGUUAUGUGAGGAUGGCAGGGGAUCAGAAACCAAGUUGUCACCUACUUACAAUCGGACAUGUUUAAGAUGGUCAUUACCAAGCAUUGCAGAUUUAAUGGGAACAAGAUAUUUAGAAAUAAAAGAUUCCUGCCAAAGAGAAACAAGUAAUCUUCCUUCAAGGGCUGAGCUUUGUCUCCUUUGUCACAACCAAUUCUUUAUAUGGCCUUAUGUGUGUCAUCUCUGCAGCAGUGUCAUCUGCAAAGAUUGCUGCAUCAAAAUGUCUAUGCCAGUCAGACCUUGUGCACGCCUUCCGCUUAACGUCUUUAAAGCAAUACAACUGGACAAGGAAGAUGAUCAAGGCCUGCACAACCAAAAAGCUGCACAGCUUGAAGUAGAACAGUGGGAUUCAUCAAGAGUACCUCUUGUGUUUGAACCCCAUUGCUUAACACCACCCUUUGCCGGCCGCAUAAAAAGUAUGAUGGAUUGGCCUUCCAUGGACAUCUGUAUCAAAUGUGAGCAAUACCUUCUGGAGAUGCUGUCCCAUCAUUCUCCCUGUAGAAAAAGACGCCUGUCAUGGACUGAAUUGGAAUAAUGGUUUUUACUGCUGUGCAAAAUUGGACAAAUGUAAACCAGUGAUCUUACAGACUGAAAUGAAUUGAUCCUUGUUAUUUUUUUAUUUUUUCUCUUCUCACCCAACGGGACGAAUUCUAUUAACCUGAUCUGAAAAACUAUACUUAUUAAAGAAAAAAUGAAAAAAUCAUAUACAUCUUUUUACAUGCAAUCAAUAAAUACUUUCAA